Exserohilum turcica Et28A is the source of this 947-nucleotide messenger RNA. RefSeq lists its product as uncharacterized. The transcript has a single exon. The coding region runs from base 23 to 877 and encodes 284 amino acids. Gene Ontology annotation, cellular component: mitochondrion. The record is from RefSeq and is a predicted model, not a curated record. NCBI's taxonomy places the organism in Eukaryota, Fungi, Ascomycota, Dothideomycetes, Pleosporales, Pleosporaceae.
GCCCAGUUUGCCGGUGCCGGGCAUGCGCACUCCAACCACAUCACCCCACGACGCGCCUCGCAAAUGGAACACGGCGAAACUGGGCAUGCGCGCCGGCGCGGAUAUUCUGUCGGCGGGCGCGGCCGCCAUCCUCGUCGCGCCCAUCAUCACCAUGAUUGACAAGAGCAUCAUUGAGAAUGCCAGCGGCAGGAACACGCUCGGCAACAGCCUCAAGACGAGCGCCGCCGAGCUCAUCGCAAGGCCCCAUUGCUUUCUCGCCAGCAAGCCCUUUGCCCUCAUCUUCAGCCUGUACUUUGGCACGUACCUCACGGCCAACACCAUCGACACGGCGUCGGCGACGCUGACGCCCUCGCAGCCAUGGCGCCAGCAAACCAGCGGCACGAGCAAAUUCGUCGCCACCAGCACCGCCAACCUGGCCCUGUGUCUGUACAAGGAUAACCAGUUCACGCGGCUUUUUGCAGCCCCGGGCUCAUCGCCGCGCCCCGUGCCCCUACCCACCUUUGCCCUCUUCACCAUCCGCGACUGUCUGACCAUUUUCGCAAGCUUCAACUUGCCCCCGCUGCUCGCCCCCACGUUCCAGCGCCACAUGAGCGACCACGUGCAACAGUACGUGGGCGCCCUCAGCGUCGCCCAGUUUGUCACCCCGGCCGCCGUCCAGCUCGUCAGCACCCCGCUGCACCUGCUCGGACUCGAUCUGUACAAUAGGCCCGCCGCGGAACUGGGCGGUGCGGAUGGAAGGGCCACCAGAGUCCUCAGGGAUUGGCUCAAGAGUGCUGCCGCCCGCAUUUGUCGUAUUGUCCCUGCUUUUGGCGUCGGCGGCGUCGUGAAUACAAAGGUAAGGGGGAGUUUGAUGUCGCGGCUUGAGUCAUCGGGUUGAUACCAAGGGUUGAGAAGUAUGUAUUAUAAAAGUGCUGUGUCCUUUUUUUUUAAUUCCCAUUGUUUUAAGC